AAGGUAUGCCUACUUUAACGUUAAAUUUUUGUCAUCUUUUAAAACAUUAUUUAUUUCCAAGAUGCCUUAUUAUGCAGUAGCACGAGGACGAAUUUCGGGGAUAUUUAUGAAUUGGGCUGAUUGUGAAAGUCAAGUGAAGGGUUUUCCUGGAGCUCGUUACAAAAAGUUCAACACAGCUGCUGAUGCCGAAAAAUUCAUAAUAUCGGAAGGUGGUUCUCAAAAAACCAAUAAUGUUACAAAUGGAAAUAAAAUAGUAAAAGCUAUAAAUUCCCAACAUCAACCUAAAGCUCAGGAAAAGCAGAUAACUGUUAAACCUUCUAGGAAACGAACAAAAACACCUGAAAAUCAAAUCGACACCGACAGCGAUGAAGAUGAUUUAAGCAAUGUCUUAACAAAACAAAUGGACGAUAUUGAAAAAAGGUUGAAAGUUUUUGAAAAAGAUGUAAAUAAAAUAAUAAUGAAAGGUACAAAAUCGACUGAGAAAAAGACAAUGUUAAUUGAUUUACCACAACCAAAGAAACACAAAAGUCGAAAAUUUGAAUUUAAUGAAGAUGACGAUGGUUAUGUACAGGUAUAUACAGAUGGUGCUUGCUCAUCAAAUGGCCGGAAUGGCGCCCGAGCAGGUAUAGGAGUGUAUUGGGGCGAUGGUCACCCACUAAAUGUGAGUGAGCCAGUAACUGGUCGAGCAACCAACAACUGCGGAGAGAUUCAGGCUGCAACUUCCGCUAUAAAAAUUGCCCUUCAGAACAAAGUCAAAAAACUGACGAUAAACACAGAUUCACAGUUUCUAAUCAAUUCUGUCACCAAAUGGAUGCCAGGGUGGAAACGAAAAGGUUGGAAACUGCAAUCUGGUGAACCGGUGAAGAAUGAGAAGGACUUUAAGGAAUUAGACGAAAUUCAGAAUAAAUUACAAAUUAAGUGGGUCUAUGUGGAGGCACACAAAGGAGUCCACGGCAAUGAGAUGGCAGAUCAGCUGGCUAAGGCAGGUGCCAGUAGAUAUGUAAAGUAACAACUACAAUAUAAGUUUAGGUGAUAAUUUAAUAGUUAAUUGUUGAAAUGAAAAUGCUGCAGGUCAGU
Papilio machaon (common yellow swallowtail) is the source of this 1077-nucleotide messenger RNA. RefSeq names its product ribonuclease H1 (gene rnh1). NCBI's taxonomy places the organism in Eukaryota, Metazoa, Arthropoda, Insecta, Lepidoptera, Papilionidae. The record is from RefSeq and is a predicted model, not a curated record. Gene Ontology annotation, molecular function: magnesium ion binding; nucleic acid binding; RNA-DNA hybrid ribonuclease activity. Bases 62 to 1009 code for a protein of 315 amino acids. Gene Ontology annotation, biological process: DNA replication, removal of RNA primer. The transcript is spliced from 3 exons.